Molecule: messenger RNA, 1163 nt
Organism: Pyricularia oryzae 70-15
Lineage: Eukaryota; Fungi; Ascomycota; Sordariomycetes; Magnaporthales; Pyriculariaceae
Exons: 1
Coding region: 352-945 (197 amino acids)
Source: RefSeq, a predicted model, not a curated record
AAAAUCCUACCCCCAUUGGGAAUAGAAAGUUACCUUACUUCGGGAACUAAUUUUAGGUAGGGGGUCUAUUCAUCCCAUGAUAAAGCUACGGGAACAGUUUAAGCUGUGAGUCAUCUAUUCUCCAUGGAACCAAAUCUAGCGCCCGUUGUGAGGCACCAAGGUAAAUAUCUAAUGCAUUUGAGACAUCGUUGUGCCUUGAGAGGUAAACUGUCACAGCCACUCGACCACCGUCGAAACUCAAACCGACUGCAACCUGCUCUAUUUUUUUCUUGUUCAUUCUUACACUUGUUCCAAAUCAUCAGCAUUCCAAUCACCACGAAUUAUAUAUAAAAGUUAACCAAAGCCGGCAAGAUGACCUCCGUACCCGAGACCCAGCUCGCGGCAGACGUCCAAAUACAAAUCUGCCCCUCCUCUAUGGCCGCUGACACCACAAUCACCGAUGCCAUCGCAACCAUGGUGAACGAAUGCUACCUCGCCGCGGAGGGCGACCUCUGGAGACCCAAGGACAGGCUGCCCCGCACCGAUCCGGCUGUGGUUAGCAGCCUCAUCGCCGCCGGCGACCUUGUGGUUGCGUGGUCUCCGUCUGGCGCGGUGGCCGGCUGCGCGAGUCUGUCACCGUACGGCGACGGAGGGCUGAUGGUCGGGAUGCUGGCGACAGCGCGUCGGGGUGGUGGGCUGGGUGGGCGCAUCAUGGCGUUCUGCGAGGACGAGGCCGAGAGGCGGGCCGGGAUGCCUGGCGCAGGGAGUUGCUGUGCGGUUGAGUUUUGGCGGCCGAGAGGCCCGGUCCCGCAUGCCGGCAAGGAGAGGCUUUUUGGUUGGUAUCGACGGCUUGGCUAUCAAGUUGUCAAAACUGAGGAUUUGGCUGAUAGCAGGUAUGCGGACUUUGUACGGCGUUUGGUGGUGGAGAUUGACAGCAUAAUACUGGAGAAGAAGCUUUCGCAAUGAGAGCACAAGGGUUCAAAUAUUAAGUGUCUCAUCUAUCUAAGCAGAUGUGAUUGAGAAAUGCGGGAAAAUGAAAAUAGGAUAAAAGAAGAGAUGACGGGUGUCACAAGCUCCAUAUCGAAAGGAACUAAUAACACUGACGAGAUAGUGUUCAACAUAAUUAAGAAAUAAGAUAGACCCUGCCGAUCCUACCCAAACCCCGUCUUUCAGCUUAGUGGUAG